Ornithodoros turicata is the source of this 899-nucleotide messenger RNA. It is a transcript of the gene mRpL24, whose product is annotated as large ribosomal subunit protein uL24m-like. The transcript is spliced from 5 exons. The record is from RefSeq and is a predicted model, not a curated record. Lineage: Eukaryota; Metazoa; Arthropoda; Arachnida; Ixodida; Argasidae. Bases 102 to 845 code for a protein of 247 amino acids. Gene Ontology annotation, cellular component: mitochondrion; ribosome. Gene Ontology annotation, biological process: translation. Gene Ontology annotation, molecular function: RNA binding; structural constituent of ribosome.
UAAUCCAAUCCAAUCCAGUGAUGGUUUUGUGUUUUUCGGCUGUGCUUGUGAUGUUGCUUUUUUAAUUUUGUUUCACAAAGUAGAAUAAAUCGGCAAACAAGAUGCGCUUAACCGCGAUCUUGCAAUGUACGUCGCGCCUACCGAAAGACUACUCCAAUUUUCCCGAGUCGUACAUAAAGAGGGCAAUGGCUCAGGUGGAGUGGCGCACACCAAACGCUCCGCAGUACACCGACAAAGUAAUUGAACGCAAGAAGUUUCGCUAUAACAUGUACCGGCCAUGGACAGAGGGGUUCAAGCAAGCAAAUCAACCAGGUACUCGACGUAAAUUUGUCUUCGUGCAACCUGUGGAAUGGAGUUACUUUCUAGGUGACCGGGUGGAAAUACUCGUAGGAAAAGACAAAGGAAAGCAAGGAGUAGUGAACUACAUUGUCAAAGAGCGGAACUGGGUUAUCGUGGAAGGUCUCAACUGUACUUACCGGUUUCUCAAGUCGGGUAAAAGCGGACAGAUGGUGAAGAACGAAAAUCCACUGCUAGUAACAAAUCAAGUGUCACUAAUAGAUCCCACAGACAACAAGCCAACAGCCAUAGAAUGGCGGUACACAGAAGAUGGCAAGCGGGUUCGCGUGUCGGUCAGAACGGGACGCAUUAUCCCCAUACCUCUCACAGCGGAGGGGACGUACGACUACAAGACCAAGAGCACCUACGUUGAACAACUCAAGGACACGCCAGCAAAGGCCCUUGAAUCCGUUACCUUUGUGCCGAAGCUAAUGACCUUUGAACAAGAGAUCAUGGAAGAACAUGGCAUCAAAGAAGACAGAGUUCCAACGAAGACUUAUUGGUAUUGAUCAAGAAAAUGAGGAAUUGUAGUUCCAGAAAUAGAAAUACUUUUACAAAGGUGA